Coregonus sp. 'balchen' is the source of this 2671-nucleotide messenger RNA. Lineage: Eukaryota; Metazoa; Chordata; Actinopteri; Salmoniformes; Salmonidae. The record is from the annotation of a GenBank genome assembly.
AUGUUCUCUAAAGUUCAGCCGUGCCAACGGGCUGACCGUGCCCCCUGCCAAGCCCCUCUGAGUUAUAGUAGUUAGUGAUGGUGUUCCUCUCUCUCACUUCCUGCAGGUAUAGAGACGCCUCCUCCCGUUUGUCCUGUACAGAGAGUUCCUUCCUGGCCUCCAUGAUGUCGCAGAACCAAUCAGAACAGAGCUCUGACAUCCUCAGUCAGGAUGUGUUCAACCAGCUACUGGAGAUGCUGGACCAGUGAGUCUACAAACACAAAAACACACACACCACAACCACACACCACACCACUCAACACACACCACACCACACCACCCACACACCACACCCACCACACAUCACCACACACCACACAGCCACCACACCCACACACAGCUACCACACACACACACCACCCACACAACCACACCACACAGCCACUCACACACCACCCACCACACACCACCACCACCACCACCCACACAUCCCCACCACACCACCACACACACACCACACAACACCCACACACACCACACACACACACACCACACACCCACACACCCACACCACACACACACACACACACACCACACCCACACAACCACACCCACAAAAAAAACCCCACACCCCAAACCAAACACAACCACCCACACACACACACAACAAACACACACACACCAACAAACACACACAACCCACCCCAAACACCACACAAAACCACAACACACCAAAACACACACCAAAAACACAACACACACACCACACCACCAAACCCAAACAAACACCAAAACCCCACACACCACCACACACAACACACAAAAAACCACAACCACAACCACCACACACACACAAACACAAAACCCACACAACACCAAACACACCACAAACCCACAAAACACACCAAACACACCACAACCACAACCACACACCACACACCAACACAACAACACACACACACCCCCACACACACACACCCCCCAACCAACACCACCAACACCAAAACCACCCCAACACCACCACACACCACAAACCAACACCAACACACACCACACCACCCCCCACCACCAAACCACACACAACACACCAACACACCCCCACAAACCAGUUAAAACCAGUAAUCGUAGCGCUUGUUUUUCAGGUCAGCGUUCCACUCUUUGCACCCCAUACAGCGAACGUCCCCGACAGCCCAACAGACAGAGAUGGACCAGCAGGCAACACAUCCAGAUCAGCAUGGACUGCAUACCCAUGCAUGAGGGCCAGGAUCACUGUCGUAAGUUCAUGUUCAGUACACCUACAAAACAGUAAAGCAACCACAUACUGUACAAUAUUCAGAUCAGCAUGGACUCUACUACCUGUACAAUCACCAUCCCUCUGCCUGACCAGCCUCUACCUGACCAGCCUCUAUCUGACCAGCCUCUACCUGACCAGCCUCUACCUGACCAGCCUCUACUGACCACCUCUACCUGACCAGCCUCUACCUGACCACCUCUACCUGACCACCCUCUACCUGACCAGCCUCUAUCUGACCAGCCUCUACCUGACCAGCCUCUACCUGACCAGCCUCUACCUGACCACCCUCUACCUGACCCCCCUCUACCUGACCAGCCUCUACCUGACCAGCCUCUACCUGACCAGCCUCUACCUGACCAGCCUCUACCUGACCAGCCUCUAUCUGACCAGCCUCUACCUGACCACCCUCUACCUGACCACCCUCUACCUGACCAGCCUCUACCUGACCAGCCUCUAUCUGACCCCCCUCUACCUGACCAGACUCUACCUGACCAGCCUCUACCUGACCAGCCUCUCUCUGACCAGCCUCUGCCUGACCACCCUCUACCUGACCAGCCUCUACCUGACUAGCCUCUACCUGACCAGCCUCUACCUGACCAGCCUCUACCUGACCAGCCUCUACCUGACCACCCUCUACCUGACCAGCCUCUACCUGACCAGCCUCUACCUGACCAGCCUCUGGUCUGACUAGCCUCUACCUGACCAGCCUCUACCUGACCACCCUCUAUCUGACCAGCCUCUACCUGACCAGCCUCUACCUGACCAGCCUCUACCUGACCACCCUCUACCUGACCACCCUCUACCUGACCAGCCUCUGGUCUGACCAGCCUCUACCUGACCAGCCUCUACCUGACUAGCCUCUACCUGACCACCCUCUACCUGACCACCCUCUACCUGACCAGCCUCUACCUGACCAGCCUCUAUCUGACCAGCCUCUACCUGACUAGCCUCCACCUGACCAGCCUCUACCUGACCAGCCUCUACCCGACCACCCUUGGUCUGACCAGCCUCUACCUGAUCAGCCUCUACCUGACCAGCCUCUACCUGACCACCCUCUACCUGACCAGCCUCUACCUGAUCAGCCUCUACCUGAUCAGCCUCUACCUGACCAGCCUCUACCUGACCAGCCUCUACCUGACCACCCUCUACCUGACCAGCCCCUACCUGACCAGCCUCUACCUGACCAGCCUCUAUCUGACCAGCCUCUACCUGACCAGCCUCUACCUGACCACCUCUACCUACCACCCUCUACCUGACCAGCCCCUCUACCUGACCACCCUCUACCUGACCACCCUCUACCUGACCACCCUCCUACCUGACCACCCUCUACCUGACCAGCCUCUACCUGACCAGCCUCUACCUACCCGCCUGACCAGCCCUCUACCUGACUCUACCUGA